UCCUGUCGAAGCAAAACUACAUUUGCUUAGUUGAUUAGUCAGUUAAUACCAGUUACACUCGAUAUCAUUAGACACAUUUAAUUUUUAGAAAUGGACACAAAACAUAUUGUAAUUAAAAAAGGAGACACUAUCCGUAAUAACUGGACCAGGUACAAGGUACAGAAGGUCCUGGGGCAGGGGUCUUUUGGAAAAGUGGUUGCAUGCUUAAAAUCAAACAAAAAGGAGCCGAUAGCUGUCAAAAUUGUGCAGAAAAGACUGGCUGUUAGUACUGAAUGGGAGAAGUCCAUUCAUAAUAUGCUUGAAGCUAAGCUUGAUGUCAGUAAGAGUAACCUGGUCAAGUUUAUAGAGUGUUUCACGUAUCGGGGAUAUAUCUGUCUGGUCUUUGAAUUGUUGGAUAAAAGUCUUUUUGAUCUGAUGGUUGCAAGGAACUUUAAGCCACUGCAUUUGUCUGCUAUUAGAGUGAUCACACAGCAGAUGUUGGUGGCUCUGAAUGCCCUAAAGAGCAUCGGUGUGGCACAUAGAGACAUAAAACUAGACAAUAUAAUGCUGGUUAAUCAUGAGUUGUUUCCCUUCAAAGUGAGACUUAUUGAUUUUGGGCUAGCCAUACCUGUUGACAGAAUGAAGCCUGGCCAAGUGAUUCAGGCUCUUCCUUGGAGGGCCCCAGAGGUUAUUUUGGGUCUCCCAAUGAAUGAGGGCAUCGACAUGUGGACAGUUGGCUGUGUUAUGGCCUUCGGGCAUCUUGGUAAGCACCUCUACCCAAACAGUUGUGAGUAUGAAGUGAUGAGCUAUAUGGUGGACUUGCUGGGUGCACCCGAAAAUCCCCUGCUGGACAGUGGGAUUCGGACGUCCUAUUUUUUUAUCAAGAACAACAAUUCCCCCAGUGCAUGGAGGCUGAAAACAAAAGCCGAAUAUAGUGGUGUAAAAUAUUUGCGGAAUCAGUCCCAAUCCCAUCGCAUCCCAAGAUCUCUUGAUGACAUAGUUAAAACCCCUGAAAAAGCGAGGGAUGGGACAGAGAAUGAAGACAGGCGGGCCUUUGUAAGCAUGCUUAAACGCAUUUUCUGCAUAAACUCAAAAAAAAGAAUCACCCCUAUUGCAGCAUUAGGGCACCGAUUCAUCACUAUGAAGCAUUUUGGUAGUGACACUAAUGACAAUGAUUAUGUAAAAUCAUCCCAUCUGACAGUGAAAAACUGCCAGCUGGAGCAGUCAUCAGUUGAAUUCAGACAGUUUGUGACAUCCAGUGAAGCCACUGCAGACAAAAACAAGAAACCACCUUCCCCUGUUAAUUACAAUUUGGAUGGGAUUAAGACUACUACUGAUGAGACACCACAAGACUUAGUGGAAGUGAAAACCCGGAAGAGGUGGUUAUUAAGUGCCAGAAAACUUGUAUCCUGCUCAAACAACAGCAACAACAGCCCAGUCACAUCUGACUCAGAUGUGAAAAACCGUCAGCUGGAGCUGUCAUCAGUUAAAUUAACACCAUUUCUGACAUCCAGUGAAGCCACUCCAGACAAUAAUAAGAAACCACCUUCCCCUGUUAAUUACAAUUUGGAUGGGAUUAAGGCUACUACUGAUGAGACACUACAAGACUUAGUGGAAGUGAAAACCCAGAAGAAGUGGUUAUUAAGUGCCAGAAAACUUGUAUCCCGGUCAAACAACAGCAACAACAGCCCAGUCACAUCUGACUCAGAUGUGAAAAACUGCCAGCUGGAGCUGACAUCAGUUAAAUUAACACCAUUUCUGACAUCCAGUAAAGCCACUUCAGACAAUAAUAAGAAACCACCUUCCCCUGUUAAUUACAAUUUGGAUGGGAUUAAGGCUACCACUGAUGAGACACCACAAGACUUAGUGGAAGUGAAAACCCGGAAGAGGUUAUUAAGUGCCAGUAAACUUGUAUCCCGCUCAAACAACAGCAACAACAGCCCAGUCACAUCUGACUCAAAUGCCACCUCCUCUGACUCGGAUGCCACCUCCUCUGACUCAAAUGACACCUCCUCUGACUCAGAUGCCACCUCCUCUGACUCAAAUGACACCUCCUCUGACUCAGAUGAUGCCUCUGGUAUGAAUACCAACAAAAGAUCCUCAGAUUUUGUUGUGGUUAGAAGCAAAAUAAAGUGGUUAAAGAGGAUCAGAGGAUUCUUCUCAAGAAUCAUCUCCAAGUGUGUAUGUUGCGGACACAUAACAAACUAGAAAUGCAGUUCAUUGUUGGACGUAAAAAAAUGGAUAAUGGAUAUAUAUAUAUAUAUAUGGGUUUACUCCAGGUGCUCUGGUUUCCCCACACAAUCUAAAGAAAAAAAAAAACAUUAAAAAAAA
Messenger RNA from Larimichthys crocea (large yellow croaker), 2310 nucleotides. RefSeq names its product homeodomain-interacting protein kinase 3-like. The transcript has 2 exons. The coding region runs from base 91 to 2187 and encodes 698 amino acids. The record is from RefSeq and is a predicted model, not a curated record. Gene Ontology annotation, cellular component: PML body; nucleus; cytoplasm. Gene Ontology annotation, biological process: intrinsic apoptotic signaling pathway in response to DNA damage by p53 class mediator; smoothened signaling pathway; peptidyl-threonine phosphorylation. NCBI's taxonomy places the organism in Eukaryota, Metazoa, Chordata, Actinopteri, Sciaenidae. Gene Ontology annotation, molecular function: transcription corepressor activity; transcription coactivator activity; SMAD binding.